This is a messenger RNA of Marmota flaviventris (yellow-bellied marmot), 3399 nucleotides long. It is a transcript of the gene Rad51ap2, whose product is annotated as RAD51 associated protein 2. The record is from RefSeq and is a predicted model, not a curated record. NCBI's taxonomy places the organism in Eukaryota, Metazoa, Chordata, Mammalia, Rodentia, Sciuridae. Gene Ontology annotation, cellular component: protein-containing complex.
AUGCCCCUCACACACCCCACGCCGCCGCUCGGCGAUCUCAGGGAGCCUCCCUCCUCCUUACCUUCUCCGGAGGAACCUGAUUCCCAACCGCCUAGUAGCAAGCGGCUCCGUCUGGAGGAGCCUGGCGGAGUCUCUGAGGCGGGGUGGCGGCUGCUUUGGCUGCCUCGCUUGUCUGAGGUACAGGUCAGGGAGUUGCCGCCCAGACCCCUCGAGGCCUUCCUAAUUCCAAUGGAUGCGAUUUUUGGUAACCCCGCAGCCUCGCGUGUGGAGCAGUCGGUCGGCGGGGAGCAGAGAAGCAGUCUGGGAGGCCAGGAUAGCAGACCCCCGACGCCUAGCAGUUCGCCGUCCCUCGCCCCACGGAGCGUGCGCGCGGGUCCCAGGGCUCGCGGGUGCCGACCCGGGCAGCUGGACAGGGGCGCUUCCAGCGCGCCCUGCAGUGGGGGAGCUCGGGCCGGGGUCGGUCUGUCUCCGCCCGCAGCCUCCACGCGUGGCAGACGUGGAGGCAGACACCGGGACCGAGGGAGGGUGUUUCCAAGGGUUCUGAAAGACACUAGUUACAUAAGGCAGGCAGAAACCCCAUUUUUAGACGUUACCUUUUACAAGGAAGCUAGAUCAACGUUUGGUGAAAUUAAGAACAGAUGUGAAGUUGACAGUGUUAUGCCAUCAAAUCGAAAAGAAAAUAACAUUUUGUCAUCUAUACUAAAAAUACCAAAAUCUCAAAACCAGCCCAGCUUGGAAAUUGCCAAACCCAGCUAUUUUAGAGAGAGCAUCACAAUAAGAAUCCCUGAGUUUCCAACGGUUUUAAAUAGCAACGUGUCCUUUGUCUAUUUAAAGGAAAGAGCAAAGAAAAAGAAUGACAAACUUGAGGCAUAUGUUAGGGAUUUCACAAACAUUUGCUGGUCCCAAAAUAGACCUGAUGUUAAGAAGCAAAAGUUACAGGAUGAUAAAAAAAGUGUAGAUGUGGAAAAUGAUCUUACUGGAUAUUAUGGAAGUAACCCCCAGUCAGUCAGCAACCAAAACAAUUUUGAGAGUAAAAAAGACUUGAUCAGUUUAAAAUACUAUCAUUACAGUAGUAUCAAGUGUGAUGUAAGAGACUCUAAAAAGAAUUUCACUAUAACACUAGAAAAGGCAAGUCGGGAGGAAGCAGUAACAAGCCUGAACAAUUAUAUAUCUACCAGGUUGGAGAAAUCCCCAAACUGGGACUGUAACAUAGGACGUAUUUUGAAAAGAAACAGGCAAAGUUGUUGGAUUAUGAAAAGUUACAAGAUCAACUGUGAGAAUAUGAAAAAACCUAGAGAAAUGAAUUCGCUACAAUUGCUAGUAAAAGAUCUUGUAAACAAGAAAGAUUAUUACAAUACAAAAGUCAUGAAUGUGAGUGAACAGUCAAAGCCUCUGAUGAUAGGAAUGCUGGGUAGCCAAGAAAAUUUAAUAAGAAUUGACUGGUUAAAUGGUAAGGGAGAAAAUGAUAAUAUACUACAGUUGAAAUACUACACUAUACAAAAUGACUUCGAUUUAAGCAAGAUUUUUCAAAGUUUCACUACAGAAAUUUUUAAUUUCCUCAAUAACAUUUCAGGAAAUAAAAAAGAUAAUAAUAUUUUGGCCUGGUAUAAAAUUUUGAAAGGCAAAAAGCAAAUUGGUAUUCAAAAUAUAACAACCAGAAAUAUGAAUGUCAACAUAAAGAAUGACAAAUAUUUACAAACCCAUGUUUUAGAACAUUUAAAUGUCUUUUUGAAAAUUAACAGAGCUUCUUUGUUCAGUAACUUUGAUUCUUUAAUAAGAAUUGAAAAUGAUUCUGAAUUGAAAGAAGGAUGUAUUUUCAAAUGGAUAGUGUGUUUAAACCAUCCAAAAAAUAUUACAAUGGAAAAUUCUAUUGUAUAUCUAAUAUGGAUUUUAACUUUUUCAAGACUCUUAGAAAAUAAUAUGAGACCUUUGUUAAAGAAAAGAAAGCUGUUUAAAACCAAACAACUUCUUGAAGGAUCUAAGAAAGAAAACAUGGAUUCCUUCAGGACAACUUUUGAAACACAUGAAAAAAUGGAAUUUGAUGACAUGGAAGAAAUUUCUUUGACAAAGGAAUCUAGUUACAAGAAUAUGAAUUGUCCUGAACAACUCAUGAAUGUAGAAAAUUGGGCUCACUGUAGUCUUAAUACUGUUAAAACACACCUGAAGUCUGGUCCUCAAUUUAUACAGAAUAGCCAUGCAUGUAAUAAUAAAAAAUAUUAUGAAAUAAAAACAUAUAACAAAGAUUUAGAUACUGAAAGAAAGCAGGAACACCAUAAGAUUAGUAAAUUCAAUUCUAAAUGCAUAUUUGAAGAUUUCUUUAAUGUUAGGCAACAGGCCAUAUUGGCAAGCCAAAAUUCAUUACAUAGGGAAAAGGUCAAUACCACAUGUACAAUUCAAGUGCCAAAUUCUAAGAACUUGCUAAGUGAAAACAAAGAAAAAAAAUAUGACUUUGUUUUGAAGAAAGAAGUAAAAGUCACAACACAAAGUUUAACAGAUAUCUGCCAACUUCACAACAAUAAUCCAAUAGGAAAGGACGAUAGUUUUUCCCCAAUGCAUGGCAGGCUUUCUGUGCAGUCAGGGUCAUUAAUGAGAAAGAAAGCACAUGUGGAAGAAACUCAGUCUGUUAAUCAAAAUAAUGUAAGGGACAGAAAUGAAUAUGAGAGUAUUUUGCAAGAAAGUGAGUUAGCUAAUUCAAAGUUUUCUCAUCCAAAGAAUGACUCUGCAUUAUAUGUUAAUCUUCAGUUUGAAGCUAAUUCAAGUGAAGAAAACAAUGAAUGUUUUCAGGAUUUAAAUGCUAGAUGUUUAUCAUCAGAAGCUCUGACAAUAGAAAUAGAUUUUGAGAUGAAGAGUAAAUUUGAUUUAGUACUUAAAGAACUUCAUAUGUUUCAUGAAAUUAGUAAGGAAAAUGAAAUUCCAAGCACUGUGGAAACAACUAAUGGGCAAAAAAAUUACUUUGGAAAAAGUAAUGAUAUUGAGGAGGAAGAAAUAGAGACAGAAAAAGAUUUGAAAAUGAUUGUAGCCCACAAAACCCACACAUCUUUGCCCUGUGAAAAGGUAGCAGGUCUUAGUAUGCAUAAAACUCACCAAGGUUUAUUUAAAUGGAAAACAAUACCCAAUAAUGGAGAACAGGAAGUUCCUAAAGAGCAUUGCUAUAGAACAUCAAAGGAACAAUUACUCUAUUCUACUUCCAAGGAAGAUGGUAAAAAACCUUUACCUAAAAGACCUGCUGUUUUUCCUGAUGAAUGUAAGGAAGAAAAAUUUAAUUAUCUACUGAGGGAAGGUAGUCAUUUUUCACAUGGCAUUUCAAGAGUACAUCCACUUAAGACAUGCAACCGACCAAUCAGGAUUGGCUUGUCAAGAAAAGCUAGGAUUAAACAACUUCAUCCCUACCUGAAAUAA